Molecule: messenger RNA, 306 nt
Organism: Rodentolepis nana
Lineage: Eukaryota; Metazoa; Platyhelminthes; Cestoda; Cyclophyllidea; Hymenolepididae
Source: the annotation of a GenBank genome assembly
AUGAGCGUUGCCAAUGAGCUGUCAGUAACCAUGCCAAUGCAAUUGGCCGUGGUGGAUACUGCUAUAGUUGCCGCGAGAGGAGGAAGCAGAGCCUGCUUAGAGGCCGACGCCGCCACCGGCUCAAUUGUUGAGAUCGGCGACAAUCAGGAUACCUCCAAGUCUUCCAUACAUCAAGCCCAUUAUCGCUACCCCAUCGAACACUCUUCCGACGCAGGAAUAGAAUCCGGAUCUACUAGCCGACCCAUGAAUACACCACAUGCAGUGAGUAUACCAAGUAUUCGAUCAUAUUUUCGUUCAAGUAUUUAA